Molecule: messenger RNA, 840 nt
Organism: Penicillium nucicola
Lineage: Eukaryota; Fungi; Ascomycota; Eurotiomycetes; Eurotiales; Aspergillaceae
Product: oxidoreductase, short-chain dehydrogenase/reductase family
Exons: 3
Coding region: 1-840 (279 amino acids)
Source: RefSeq, a predicted model, not a curated record
AUGGUUGGCAGACUCGAAGGCAAGAACGCCAUCGUCACCGGCGCAGCUGGCGGCAUCGGCCUCGAAACCACAAUCCUGAUGCUCCGCGAAGGCGCCUCAGUCCUCAUGACCGACAUCAACGAAACGACCCUGUCAACCGCCCUAGAAAAAGUCAACCAAAUCAUCCCAUCCACCCAGCGCACAGGCAGAGUCGAGACAAAAGCCGUGGACGUAUCGCAAGAAUCCCAGAUCGAAGCCGCCGUCGCACACCUCGAUGCUUGGGGUGGCCUGGACGUGAUCUUCAACAAUGCAGGCAUCAUGCACCCCAAGGAUGGCGAUGCCGAGGAGUGUCCGGAGGAUAUCUGGGACCGCACCAUGAACAUUAACGUCAAGGGCGUUUGGUUCGGGUCGAAGCAUGCUGUGCGCGCUUUCCGGAGACAUGGCAAGAAUCGUGCUUCUGUUAUCAAUACUGCUAGUAUGGUUGCGCUGGUUGGGGCUGCUACGCCGCAGUUGGCGUAUACGGCUAGUAAGGGUGCUGUUCUGGCUAUGACGAGGGAGUUGGCGAUUGUUCAUGCUAGAGAGGGGUUCAGGUUUAACUCGCUUUGCCCGGCGCCGUUGAACACGCCUCUUUUGCAGGACUGGCUCGGUGAUGAUAAGGAGAAGCGUUUCCGUCGUGAGGUUCAUUUCCCCAGUGGACGGUUUGGAGAAGCUAUUGAGCAGGCCCAUGCGGUCGUCUUCCUUGCUAGUGAUGAAAGCAGCUUUGUCAAUGCUACCGACUUUGUUGUCGACGGCGGCUUGACCAAGGCUUAUGUUACGCCUGAGGGACCCGCGACAGAGGCACCGAAGAACUUGGCUUCGUGA